AUGACUUGUGGGUUUAUAAAAGGCCCCUACUUUGUGCGUUGAGCACAAUUUUGCGUCGCAGUCAAAAAGAGGGUCAUUUUUUUUAUGAGUUCGCAGAAGAAUGUGGCGUGUGACUACCGCGGCAUGUGUGGUAUGUGCAGUCUUCGUGCUUAGCAUUUCACAGCUCGUGGCUGCAGUGGUUGUGCCGAUUUCUGUAAUUGUAGGCGGGAAUACUUCAUGUUCUUUAGUAUCAGGGAAGCGGAUUAUCCCCGCUGUGGAAGUAGCGUUGGAGACGAUAUCCCACCGCAUCGUCAAUGACAAGUACGCCAAUUUCUCCCUGACGUGUGUAUUUUCCUAUCUGGGAUGUUCAGAGCCCUUACGAGCCGAUGUGGCAGCGGUGUCGGCGCUGUACCACAAGGGGGAGGUGGCAGCUUUCCUCGGCCCGCCUUGCCUCGACGCCCUGGUGGCGGCCGCGGACUUGUCCGCUGCCUGGAAUCUCCCCCUGUUGUCCCCCAGCGCUAACUCAGACGUGCUACAUGACAAGGAGAGAUUCCGGACACUCACGCAGGUGGCUUACCAGACGAGUACCCUCCAGGACUUUGUGGUGACACUGUUUGAGAGAUUCCAGUGGAAAACCACUGUGAUCAUCUUCGAUUUGGCUCAAAGGGAUUUGGCGCUUACCAUCGCUCACGCUCUACAUGCCCGGCAUGUGGAAGCUCAUGCCCAUUUGCUUGCCUCUGAGAGCUCAGUCGGCAUACAAAACAUGCUCGAAGAAGAAUCUACUGUUUCGAGAAUAAUUUUCAUCAGUGCUGACGGUAAUCUGGUUCGUAAGAUCAUGAUCAGCGCAUAUCACCUAGGCAUGGUCUCCGGCGACUAUGUAUUCUUCAGCUACCACCCAUUCAACAACACCAAAUCCUUUGGGCGUGACUCGUGGAAUCAGGGGGAUGAAUAUGACGAUAUAUUGAAGGUUGCCUAUCGCGCACUCAUGACCAUCCGUCUGUUCGAGCCCACCACGGCGGAAUACGUCGCCUUUCAACACGAGAUCAAUGACCGCAUGCAGCGCUACUACAACUUCACGCCUGAACCUGGGGACGAGGUUAACUUCUUUGCCACGUCGUUCCACGAUGCCCUUAUCCUGUACUCCCUGGCCAUUAAUGAGACUCUACACGAGGGUGGUGACAUCCGUGACGGCAUGGCGCUACGAGAGAAGAUGUGGAACCGCACUUUCCAAGGGAUCAGUGGAGAAGUGGGGAUUACAGCUAAUGGCGAUCGUGUAGCAGUCUACUCCCUCUGGGAUAUGACCGACACUGAAAACGGCAUCUUUGAGGUUGUUGCUGAUUACUACGGCAUCUCGCAAGAGAUUAAGUUCCACAAGCCGAUCAUCUGGCACGGGGAGACGGGGGAAGUUCCCAGGGACACGCCCAUCUGCGGAUUCUAUAACGAGAACCCCGACUGUAACCCACAAGAAAACAACACAGUGCUGAUGGUAUCCACGAUCUUAGCUGCCUGUCUGGUCCUCAUAUCUGUCUGCGUGAUGUUCGUUGUCUACAGGAGAAUGAAACUGAACUCGGAACUUAUGAACAUGUCGUGGAAAAUCCGCUACGAAGAUUUGGUCUUUACGGAUACGUUCAGAUCCGUGUCGUCGUCCAUUCGAUCUUUGUCCAUCGGAAGCGCAGACGCGGAUGGUAACAACCGACGCCAGAUCUUCACUAAAGUCGCACAGUAUGAGGGUCGUACGGUAGCGCUGAAGCCCUUGUACGCCGAGAAACUGGAGCUGACGAUGAGUCUGCUGAAGGAAUUCCGCAAGCUACGGCGCAUGGAGCACAGCAAUGUAGUUCGUUUCGUUGGUGCAUGCAUCGACGGUCCUGACGAUUUAAAGAACGCCAUCAUCACUGAAUACUGCAAUAAAGGCAGUUUACAGGAUAUCCUGGAAAACGAUGCCCUCAAACUGGACACCGAUUUCAAGAACUCUCUCCUGCUUGACGUUGGCCAGGGACUGCACUUCCUUCACCACAGCGAGCUGGGAGUGCACGGUCGCCUGCGCUCCUCCAACUGUGUGGUAGACAGCCGCUUCGUCAUCAAGCUAGCGGAUUUCGGCUUGCUGGCCUACAGGGACCACACUUCGGCCGACGAAGGACGUGCUGAAAUGACAAAAAGUUUGUGGAAAGCGCCCGAGUACCUCCGGCAACCCAGCAAAGCACCGACUAAAGAGGGCGACAUUUAUGCAAUCGGUAUCAUCAUGCAGGAAGUUGUGACUAGGGGAUUGCCCUUUGACCAAGAGCGACGCGCGAACAUGGACAUCAAAGCUAUUCUAGAGAAGCUGACCUCCCCGCCCCCGUCCUCCAAGCCCUUUAGACCCCAGGUCGUGUCCGGUGACUGCAGCCCACAGAUGCACGCUAUCAUGGCCAAGUGCUGGCAGGAGGCGCCCGCCGAUCGCAUCAGCUCUGACGCGUUACUGUCCGAAAUGAAGAAAAUGUGCAAGGGCGGUUCUGGCGGCAUCAUGGAUAAUCUCCUGAAUCGCAUGGAGGCCUACGCUAACAACCUGGAGGGUCUGGUGGAGGAGAGAACCUCAGCCUUCCUUGAGGAAAAGAAGAGGGCUGAGACGCUGCUGUAUGAGGUGCUACCCAAAUCCGUCGCAGAUCAGCUGAAGGUCGGCUCACCCGUCAAUCCAGAGUCAUAUGACAGUGUCACUAUCUUCUUCAGUGAUAUUGUCGGGUUCACUGAGCUGUCUUCUCGAAGCAACCCAAUGCAGGUGGUGAAUCUGUUGAACGACUUGUACACGUGCUUCGAUGAGACUAUUGGCAAUUUUGACGUCUACAAAGUUGAGACCAUUGGUGAUGCAUACAUGGUGGUGUCGGGCCUGCCGAUCCGUAACGGCAAUGCGCAUGCGUCCCACGUGGCCAACAUGGCGCUGGCGUUGCUAGGCAGCGUCGGGACGUUUAAAGUUUCCCACCGUCCGGACUGGAAGCUCCGGCUGCGGGCUGGCAUACACUCAGGAGCUUGUGUUGCUGGUGUAGUGGGUCUCAAGAUGCCUCGCUACUGUCUCUUCGGUGAUACAGUCAACACAGCGUCUAGGAUGGAAUCCAACGGAGAACCUCUGAAGAUUCAUAUCAGCGACUCAACUGCGGGCAUUCUUCGUGAGGAAGACGUUUUCGACAUCGAAGACCGAGGCGAAAUUGAAAUAAAGGGGAAAGGACUACAGAAAACCUACUGGUUGAUGGGACAGAAGUAGCGUCAUCUACAAAUAAAACACCAAGUCUGGAUAUGACCAACAAAUUAUUGCAUUCAUGCAUAUUAAGAAGUUUAUUUGUUUUGUCACUACUGCCGUUUUGUGAUAAUUUGGUCAUUGUUUCUUCUAUUUCCCCCCUUAUUUUCAACGAUGGAAAGACGAGAGAGUUAUCAUCGCCUUUAAGAACGUAAUCAAUUUUAAUGCACUUUAAUUAAUUAUAAAUAAUGCCACGUGAUUGUCACGUACGAUUCUAAAACUACGGUAAAUGUAGGCCUAGUUGUUUUAUUCGCUGUUUUGUUCAUACAACACGCCACGUUUAAUGCAUUUUAAAUUGUCACACUGUAACCGCGGGUAUACGUAUAUACUAUUUAUUCAAAAGCUUAUAUUUUACGUAAGAUUUAAUUUCCAGUGUUUCUAUCACCAGUCCCUCACAGAUGCAUCAAAUCGUGUCCUUUGUAAAUAUAACUUAAACAAUGGGUGUCUUUCACAUGAUUUUUACAAGUAAAUGUCGAAGAAAUAUUGUUGUAAACUUAGUUUUAGUUUUCGAAAGGGUCAUUAAGCCUGCAUAACAUACUUUAAUGGCCGCAGAUGCUGUUGCCGGAAAUUGAAGGUUAACAGAAUAACAUCAAUAGUAUUAUUUUUUUCGAUCAAACAAAUAUGUGAGGCCCAUUUCUUUAUUUCAAACAAAAAUGUCGGUUAGACAAACCUGAAACGUAUUGACAACUACAAAACGGUCAUAGGUGAGAUUCUUCCAGGAAUUGUCUAGACAGAAUUGAUUGUAGAUUGUAAAAUAGCCUGAAUGAGAA
Patiria miniata (bat star) is the source of this 4014-nucleotide messenger RNA. Its product is annotated as atrial natriuretic peptide receptor 1-like. The record is from RefSeq and is a predicted model, not a curated record. The transcript has 22 exons. Gene Ontology annotation, biological process: intracellular signal transduction; receptor guanylyl cyclase signaling pathway; protein phosphorylation. Gene Ontology annotation, molecular function: ATP binding; protein kinase activity; peptide hormone binding. The coding region runs from base 101 to 3211 and encodes 1036 amino acids. Gene Ontology annotation, cellular component: membrane. NCBI's taxonomy places the organism in Eukaryota, Metazoa, Echinodermata, Asteroidea, Valvatida, Asterinidae.